Messenger RNA from Staurois parvus, 358 nucleotides. NCBI's taxonomy places the organism in Eukaryota, Metazoa, Chordata, Amphibia, Anura, Ranidae. The record is from the annotation of a GenBank genome assembly.
UACAGGAGAUGACCAGAGACUGCGGACAUACUACAGGAGAUGACCAGAGACUGCGGACAUACUACAGGAGAUGACCAGAGGCUGCGGACAUACUACAGGAGAUGACCAGAGGCUGCGGACAUACUACAGGAGAUGGCCAGAGGCUGCGGACACAGUACAGGAGAUGACCAGAGACUGCGGACAGCACAGGGAUGACCAGAGACUGCGGACAGCACAGGGAUGACCAGAGACUGCGGACAGCACAGGGAUGACCAGAGACUGCGGACAGCACAGGGAUGACCAGAGACUGCGGACAGCACAGGGAUGACCAGAGACUGCGGACAGCACAGGGAUGACCAAAGACUGCGGACAGCACAGG